GCAAAACAAGCAAUGUCGAGCCACCAUGUCACUUGCAUUCCGAAACUGUUCGCUUCAACACUCCGUCAUGCACCGUGGCAAUAUCGCUCGCAGCAUCUGUGAACACACACGCGCGCCAAGGGGUCGCGCACCGUGCGACGGAGCCAGUGCCCUCUAGGUGUACCCUCCCCUACCCUACGGCCCGCAUGCUAUGCGUCUUCCCGGUCACUCAUAGAAGGGCAAACCAGCGCAGGGCGAGGGCGAUCUCUGCCGCGACGUGUCCUCAGACUGCCCGCCCAUGGUCCGCUCGAGCAGCAGCCGCCGCCUCAUUGUCGUCGUCGUCUUGACCAAUUCGUCCGAGGCCUGCUCGCUGCAAAGGGGGGGAGGGGGCACUGCCCAUGUCGUCGCAGUCGUAUAGGCCCACGUCGGCCAACUUGGCCAUUUGCGCAAAGCCCACUGCUGGCUAUCUUCAGCUGGCACCCUUGGGCACCCCAGUCGCCGCCGCGCCCCUGUGCUUGGCCUCUCAGCAGAUCGUGGGGACUUUUGCCCUGCGACGGACCGGCUGUCCCGAGCAGUAUGACGUCCUUUGCCCAAGCCCUGCCUGUUAUGUCGGCUGCAAAUUCGACUGCCCUUCGACGCCCUUCGACUGCCUCUUCACUGCACACCCGGCACCCGCCUCGCCUUGCAUCUGCUUCGAGCCUGAAUAGCGUACCCAUGCGCAAGACUGUCCUGCAGUGCCAAUUUCGGCUCCGCUAUUCUUAUCUGUUGUUCAAGAAAUUUUUGAGUGCAGCUAGCCCUUCAAUAGCUCGCCCCGCUUUGGA
This is a messenger RNA of Exserohilum turcica Et28A, 800 nucleotides long. RefSeq lists its product as uncharacterized. NCBI's taxonomy places the organism in Eukaryota, Fungi, Ascomycota, Dothideomycetes, Pleosporales, Pleosporaceae. The record is from RefSeq and is a predicted model, not a curated record. The transcript has a single exon. The coding region runs from base 378 to 686 and encodes 102 amino acids.